GGGAACAUCCUUAUUUAAGAUAAGAAACAGACAGUAAGUGAGGGCGCAGUUUUUGCGGACCCAAUAUUCUUUCCUUUCCAUUGUCGACAUCUCAGACUCAAAAUUUACAAAGAGAACAUGCCAGUCUUCACCGAAUACUCUCAGAGUUCGCGAGAUCUCCGUGUCCUUCCCUCGUUUGCUACCCCAUUGCCGCGUCUCAGCCCAAAAUUUGAGCCAGCGGGUCCUGAAGAGAAAUAUGAAGUGGUCAUAGCCGGGGCUGGCCCAGCAGGACUCUUCCUCGAAGUCCUGCUCGCUCGAUACGGCCUGACCGAUUCCUCGCUUCUCUGCAUCGACUCCAAACCCACCGCGCUGAAAUCCGGCCAAGCAGAUGGCUUGCAACCGCGCACACUUGAGGUGCUCGGGAGCUUGGGGCUUGUAGAGGAGAUUUUGACCCAGGGGUGUCAAAUGUGGGAGGUCGCGUUCUGGAAUCCAAAGCAAGCUUCCGUUUCGAACGGAUACACAAACGGUGAAAUCCGAGGGAUCGAAAGGACUUCCAUUGUCCCAGACGUGGCCGUCGCUGCGCGGUUCCCCCAUGAAGUCACAAUCCAUCAAGGCCGGAUCGAGCGAAUUCUGGAGGACGACCUGAAAAGGUACUCUGCACGCGGUGUGCAACGGUCAAGCCGUCUUACUAAAGUCUUAAUUGACGAAGCUGGCGACCCUGAUUUCCCUGUCCUAGCCGAAAUCGAAAGUCCCUCGGGCGUACGAACGGUUCGGAUGAAACAUCUGGUUGGAGCGGACGGAGCACAUUCCCUGGUACGAAGGUCUAUGGGCUUGAAGUUGCAGGGCGAGACGUCAGAUUUUAUCUGGGGGGUCGUUGAUCUCAUUGUUGACACGGAUUUUCCAGAUAUUAGACGACGAUGUGCCAUUCAUUCGGAUAAUGGGAGUGUGAUGGUGAUUCCUAGGGAAAGGAUAGCCACUGGCGAAUACCUGACGAGGCUAUAUGUGCACGUGCAAGAAGAGGUGAAGCCGGAUAGCGAUAUCGUGGCGGAAGAAGGCAUCGAGGGAGUGAGAAAGAGUGAAGCGAGGGCCAGACGGGAGAAGAUUACAAUGGAGAGUAUACUUGAACAGGCUCAGGAGGUCCUCAAACCCUAUUAUAUCAAACCAAUAAGUGCAGAUGCUGUGGAUUGGUGGGCUGCAUACCAGAUCGGACAGCGAGUAUCAGAACGUUUUGUUCAGCAGGAUUCGAAAGGAGUCAAUAGAGUGUUCAUCGUCGGAGACGCAUGUCACACACACAGCCCCAAAGCUGGCCAAGGAAUGAACGUAUCGAUGAUGGACUCGUACAACCUAUCCUGGAAACUAAUUCACUCCCUCCACGGCCUUACGCCCGCUAGCAAACCCGGAGACAAAAUCUUGGACACCUUCGAAACAGAACGCCAGACAAUAGCGCAAGAACUCAUUGCAUUCGAUAAAGAGUUCUCGUCCAUGUUCUCUGGGAAAAUCGGCGCAGGGGAUGGCCAAGAAUGUCUCACCCACGAGCAAUUCCUGGAAGUCUUCAGCACCGGAAACGGUUUUACGAGCGGAUGUGGUAUCGAAUACCCGGAAAAUCUUCUAGUAGAGAAGGCGAGUUCUGAAGGUAUUGUUCAUGGCAGAGAUUAUUUGAGCGGCAUCUUAAGACCUGGCCGGAGAUUGUUAAAUGUGAAAGUCAAGCGACAUACUGAUGGCGCUCGAAGAGAUCUCCAAGAUGAUUUCCCAUCCACAGGCCGUUUCCGUAUCCUGUGCUUCACAUCGGCCGACCUCCUCACUCCUACGGGCAUAUCUUCGACAGCUUUGACCCACAUCUCAACUAUCCUCACACAAUUCCCAGCAGGUAUCAUUGAAUCGGUCGUUCUUCAUCCUUUGGAAUCAAAUACUUUUGUCUGGUCAGAUAUUCCCAAAGCUGUCAAAACCCACUCGGAAAUGAGAUUUUACAACGGAACGGAAUUGGAAAAUGCAUAUAAGAUCUAUGGUGUUGAUCCGAGGAAAGGAGCGAUUGCUGUUGUGAGACCAGAUGGAUAUAUUGGCACAAUAGCGGAGCUGAAAGACAUCGAGCGGGUUUGGGAAUUUUUGAAGGGUUGCUUACGGACGCUGUAAGGUCGUUGGAUAUGGUUUCUAGGUCAGGGAGCGCAUGCUUGGGAUAUUUUGCGUGUUCAACAGGGAUCCAUCUUUCCGUUUAUAUCCAGAUCUAUCUAUGAAUUACGUAGGGUAUGUUGGUCGAAUUGAUUCAAUCCCCA
Molecule: messenger RNA, 2249 nt
Organism: Hyaloscypha bicolor E
Lineage: Eukaryota; Fungi; Ascomycota; Leotiomycetes; Helotiales; Hyaloscyphaceae
Product: phenol monooxygenase
Exons: 5
Coding region: 118-2109 (663 amino acids)
Molecular function (GO): FAD binding
Source: RefSeq, a predicted model, not a curated record